Molecule: messenger RNA, 2975 nt
Organism: Cornus florida
Lineage: Eukaryota; Viridiplantae; Streptophyta; Magnoliopsida; Cornales; Cornaceae
Product: FT-interacting protein 1-like
Exons: 2
Coding region: 463-2868 (801 amino acids)
Source: RefSeq, a predicted model, not a curated record
GUCACAGUAAGAGUCUCAGGUUUCUCUGGUGUAAACUGGUGGUGGUGGAAGUCCACAAUCAACUGCCUUGACACAAAGAAGGAUCAUCUAGCCUCUUUGAAGAAGACAACUCCGAAAACCAGAUAUCAAAACUCUUAACUGCACACAGCUACUUCAACCCCAUUUGGAAUGAGAAGCCCCUCUUCAACCUUGACAAGCCCAAGAGUCUAGAAAACUUUGACAUCAAAAAAUCUGUGUCUACAACGAGAAAAGAUCAUUUCCAGGCUGCAGCUUUCUUUAAAAGAUAUACUUGGCUGUUUUUUCAACACUGCUGCAUGAGCUUUAGCUGAUACUUCAACUGCUAAAGCCCCUACGUCUGAGACCUAUUGCUCCUGCAGUAGCUGAAGACAUAUAUUCAAACAGCAAGUUUGACAAAUUUCAGUGAAGAGAAGGAAAAAAAAAGGGCCAGAAGUGCAUUUAAUCAUGCACCCAAUGAAUCAGCAAGGACAUGCUAAUCCCCAAGACGAGUAUAAAUUAAAAGACACCAAGCCCCAGCUCGGGGAGCGCUGGCCACAUGGAGGAGGAAUACGUGGCGUAGGCGGAUGGAUUACCAGCGAAAGAGUUUCAAGCACUUAUGAUCUUGUGGAACAGAUGUAUUAUGUAUAUGUUCGAGUUGUGAAAGCCAAAGAUCUUCCACCACACCAUCUAAGUGGAAGCUGUGACCCAUAUGUAAAAGUGAAACUCGGGAAUUAUAAAGGAGAAACACAGCACUUUGAGAAGAAAACAAACCCCGAGUGGAACCAGGUGUUCGCAUUCUCAAAAGAGAAGAUUCAGUCCUCAGUUGUUGAGGUUUUUGUCAGAGAUAGAGCAGUGGUGACAAGAGAUAACUAUAUAGGGAAGGUGGUCUUCGACAUGAAUGAAGUGCCAACCAGGGUUCCACCAGACAGCCCUUUGGCUCCUCAGUGGUAUAGACUAGAGCACCGCCAGGGGGAUCAGAGUAAGGUGAAAGGAGAGAUUAUGCUUGCAGUAUGGAUAGGAACGCAAGCUGAUGAAGCUUUUCCAGAAUCAUGGCACUCGGAUGCAACUUCAGUCGAAGGAGAAGGUGUGUUCAGUGUCAGAUCAAAAGUUUAUGUUUCACCAAAACUGUGGUAUCUCAGAGUUAAUGUGAUUGAAGCUCAGGAUGUCGAAUCACAUGACAAAAGCCAACCCCCACAGGUUUUCAUAAAGGCUCAAGUUGGAAACCAGAUACUUAAGACCAAGACGUGUCCAACUCGAACCACUAACCCAUUCUGGAAUGAAGAUCUAAUAUUUGUAGCAGCUGAACCUUUUGAGGAACAAUUGGUGCUUCUAGUUGAAAAUAAAUUGAGCGCUUCUAAAGAUGAAAUUGUUGGGAGAGCAACUUUGCCACUGCACCUCUUUGAGAGACGACUGGAUCACCGGCCAGUUCAUUCUCGCUGGUUCAAUCUUGAAAAAUUUGGGUUUGGUGCUCUGGAGGCAGAUAAGAGGAAGGAACAUAAAUUUUCGACCAGGAUUCAUCUUAGAGUGUGUCUUGAGGGUGCUUACCAUGUACUGGAUGAAUCAACCAUGUACAUAAGUGACCAACGGCCCACAGCUCGGCAGUUAUGGAAGCAGCCAAUUGGAAUCCUUGAAGUGGGUAUCCUAAGUGCACAAGGGCUUCUCCCAAUGAAGACAAAGGAUGGCCGAGGAAACACAUGUGCUUAUUGUGUGGCUAAGUAUGGACAGAAGUGGGUAAGAACCAGAACCAUAGUUGAAAGCUUCAGUCCAAAAUGGAACGAGCAAUACACUUGGGAAGUUUAUGACCCUUGUACAGUGAUCACAUUGGGAGUUUUUGACAACUGCCACUUGGGAUGGAAGGACAAAGCAGCCGCUGGCGGUGGAGCUGGAAGGGACUCAAUAAUCGGAAAGGUAAGAAUCCGGCUAUCAAGUCUGGAGACUGAUCGAAUUUAUACACACUCUUACCCACUUCUUGUUCUGCAACCAUCUGGACUGAAGAAGAUGGGUGAGCUUCAACUAGCCUUUAGAUUUACUUGCUUGUCUAUGGCGCACAUGAUAUAUCUCUAUGGCUACCCCUUACUGCCGAAAAUGCAUUAUCUGCAUCCUUUUACUGUAAACCAAUUAGAUAGUUUAAGGUAUCAGGCAAUGAACAUUGUAGCAGUGAGGCUAGGCCGAGCUGAGCCACCACUAAGGAAAGAGGUGGUGGAGUAUAUGUUGGAUGUGGAUUCCCAUAUGUGGAGCAUGAGAAGAAGCAAAGCUAACUUUUUUAGAAUUGUUUCACUCUUUUCUGGCCUAAUCUCUAUGAGCAGGUGGCUUGGUGAAGUUUGUCACUGGAAAAACCCAAUGACUUCAAUUCUAUUUCAUGUCCUUUUCGUCAUAUUGAUCUGCUAUCCCGAACUGAUACUCCCAACCAUCUUCCUCUACAUGUUUCUUAUUGGGAUAUGGAACUAUCGGUUCCGGCCAAGGCAUCCUCCUCACAUGGAUCCGAAACUUUCAUGGGCAGAAGCAGUUCACUCAGAUGAACUAGAUGAAGAGUUUGACACAUUCCCUACAUCUAAACCACAAAAUGUAGUGCAAAUGAGAUAUGACAGACUUCGAAGUGUGGCAGGAAGAAUUCAAACCGUGGUUGGAGACAUGGCAACACAGGGGGAAAGAUUUCAGGCUCUGCUUAGCUGGAGAGACCCCAGAGCAACCAGCCUCUUCAUAGUUUUCUGCCUUGUUAUGGCAGUGGUGCUUUAUGUGACACCCUUUAGAAUGGUGGCUAUGGUUGCAGGCUUAUAUUUACUUAGGCAUCCAAAGUUCAGAAGCAAGAUGCCUUCAGUUCCAAGCAAUUUCUUCAGGAGAUUGCCGGCUCGAGCUGAUAGCAUGCUCUGAAUGGAGGAUACUUAACAAGUGUGUUCUGAACAUUAUGAUAUCAAUUCUAUUUCUGUAUCUUUAAACCUUUAGUUCUAAAAAAUUGACACGGCUUUUCUGUUCUUCUA